Messenger RNA from Hyposmocoma kahamanoa, 3083 nucleotides. RefSeq lists its product as uncharacterized. The transcript has 7 exons. Bases 446 to 1477 code for a protein of 343 amino acids. NCBI's taxonomy places the organism in Eukaryota, Metazoa, Arthropoda, Insecta, Lepidoptera, Cosmopterigidae. The record is from RefSeq and is a predicted model, not a curated record.
CAGUGCCAUGGGGGCGGCCGCCGUCACUUACCGUGCUUUGCCGCGCCGCCGCCGCUCGCCACCCGCUGCCGCCGCGCGCGAACCACCCUCGCUUCCAAAACCUCGCCUCCCAAAACACUAAAUAACUUCACCAAACUAAACACAUCCUGUACGCAAAAGUUUUCACAACACCUUUUAAUCGAACGUGAAAGUGAAUUUGGUUGUCGCCUGCACAAGUUUGGAGAGCUGAAACUUUUCGCGGAGUUUUGAUGGAACCAACAUCGUUGCUGAUAAUUUAGCGGACAGGGUUGUGAACAACAGUGACCGUGCAAUUUGAUAUUAAACUUAAGUGUUUGAACUAGUUUGGGAGCGGAUGCCCGCUAGUGAAUGUUAUAUAAAUUGUAUUGGAAUAUAUGAAUUGUCUGGAAUAUAAGAGCCGACUGGUACGGUUGGGAUAGCUGGUGGCAUGGAGCUGUCGCCGCCAGGGAGCCGCAUUCUUGUGGCUUUUUUUGCUACUGUUUUCUGGGGGAUGGGAGUGCGUGGUCUUCACAACCUGGAGAUCACCGUGCCGAGCGCAGUGCUAGUAGGCGAGACAGUGUCACUGGAAUGCAGCUGGCAGCUGGAAGACGAAGAGGCCCUGUACAGUGUCAAGUGGUACCGCGGCAGGGAAGAAUUCUACAGAUACAUUCCGAAGGAACUACCCCAUACUAGAGUUUUUCCGUUACCUGGAAUAGAAGUUGAUAUAUCCCGUUCUGGGGCCCAUCGGGUGGUGCUGCAGCAGGCCACCCCAGCCAUGGCUGGCCGCUUCCGCUGCGAGGUCUCAGCAGACGCGCCAACCUUCCACACUGAUAUCCGUUCAGCACCUUUGGAAGUAGUUGAGCAGCCGGAAUGGGGUCCCAAGCUGGUGUCAGAUCGGUCAUGGUACGGCGUGGGGUCCACUUUGCGCGCCACCUGCGCCUCGCCCCCCGCGCACCCGCCUGCCAACCUCACCUUCGCUUUAAAUGGACAUGAGAUCGACUUAGAGUCAUUCACACACGAGCUUCUAGAAGGAUUCAAAUGGGAUCCACCGCCAAAAGCAGAGAGUACGACAACAGACUUACCUGAAGAUGAUCUAGGCUUAAACAUAUUUCACGAAGAAAACAAUAUUCAAUACUUGGAUGAAUCUUAUAUAAAUAUUCAUAAGGAAGAGAUAAGGAGACCAAGGAAGGAAAAUUUUAAGCCAGUGUUUGAAAGGACGGGACCUGACAAUAGGCUGCCGUCGGUUGCAACUGUGGCCUUUCGAGUGGAAAACAAAGCGUACCAAGGCGGCAGCCUUCGGUUGACUUGCAUUGCCAGCAUAUACAAUCUGUAUGCGGCCAGAGCCGAACUAAUUUUCGAUAUGGAACAGCCGGAAGUUGCUUCGGUGUUAGGAGUCCGCAAUAAUGCAGUAGAUACCAGUUACUACUGUGUUCGAAGAAUAGAAAUUCUUCUUGUGCCACUUUUUUACAUCAUUCGGUAGUUUAGUUCGAGACUAAUUCUAUUUUAAGUACAAAUUCAAUACUAAGAUGGAUGUUUCGCAAUCAUGAUUCUCAUUUUGUACAAAUUGAUAUAACAUAUCUAACGUCGUUAAUUUGUAAUAUAAAUAAUAUUAAAGAUUCAUAAGUUUAUUUUUGACUAUUGAUGAUAGCUAUAAGUUUAUUUGUGACUCUGUUAUGAUAACUAUAAGAUAUUAUAUAAAAUUCCGCAUCAUGGCAAGAGUCCAAAUCAAACUUGACGGCUGUAAAUUCCGUUCAUUGUCUUCACAAAACUUUAAUAUUAAAGUUAUCUGUUGUUUUAAUAAAUUAUUCUAUAAAAUAUUAGUUUUAGGUCAACAUGGCCAAACUAUAGAGUAAAUUGUACAUGAAACGAAUAUAAUAGAUUAUAUAAAGUAAUUAUUUAAUAAUAAAUGUGAUAAGAUAAUUCAAGGUUCGACAGACUAAAGCACAUAAGUCAAAUUCUAUUGUUCUAACUUAAAUUCCAGUGGGGUCUUAUCUUAUCCUUAUCGUCAUCUUUCCAUAUUAUAAACAAUGCGGAACAACAAACUGAGUUUAUUAUAAUAUGAAUCAUUUUUUAUUUAUGUGAUUAAGUCUGCCGACCCUACAAGCAAUCGGAUUUGUGAGUAGAAAAAUAAUUUGUAAUUUUGACCCAUGAGAGAUAGUGUAAUAAAACAAGUAUGGUAACUCCAUUCAAUCGUUGCAGCGUGUCUUCUAUGGGUGCUCGCCCGCCACGUGCCGUGUACGGGCGCGCACAUUCGCGUAAGCUCGCGAUGCAUUCGCAUUGCAUAGCGUUGGUCGUCACACGCGCCUUUCAUUAUUAUGCGAAUGUGUGUGUUCUAUACAGCGCGCAGCGAGAGUGCACAUAUACAAGUCGAGCUGGUACAUUUAUAUGGAGUUACUAUACUUGUCUUAUUAUACUAUAUAUAAGAUCUUUAAUGUAUUUAAAAAAAAAGACAGACAAAUGAUUCUAUUUCACCAGAUGUUAAAUGGAAAGUCGAAUUCAAACGUGGAGGUUGUAUUAUAAAAGUGUUGAUACAAUCACUGGCCUAGACAUCUCCUCCCUGCUUGCCCACAAGAUGCAAGACGAUGAAAUACUGGCUGCGAUGUUCAAUAAAUAUUGCUCUCACUGGAUAGUAUAAUAUGCGAUAUUCUAUUUUUUUUAUUUCAUUACCUAGUUGAAGAAUUAAGAAGACAACUCAAGAAAAUGACCAAUCGGGUGGCAUCUACUAGCCCUGACAGUGUAUUGCCAAAACAAAUUCAUUUAACAAAAUAUAUAGUGAAAUUUAAUUCCUGCACACGUUACUGGUAAAUACCCGUAAAAAUGAAGAGUUAUGUGGUAUCUAACCUAUAUAAUCAAGUAUACAAUAUAAUUUUGUAGGUAAGUGCAAAAAUAGUAAUUUUGCAAAAGACUGAUGAAUUAUUUAUAACUCCUAGUCCCUGCAAAUGUGAAUUAAUUUUGUAAUAAUAAAUUACAGAUUUAUUCAAGAAUUUCACUUUUCUGUCUUGAAAACGUUUCCAUAAACUUAUUUUAUAAUUCGAUUUAAUAGAGGUUGUAGAUCUCCAAAUGUAAUUUAUCAGCGUCAAGAAUGC